AUGAAAGAAACGGAAAAAGCAGACAAGCAGAGGAACAAAAGACGAACACUAGAUCGCCUGUACUCCGGGUCAGACUUGCUACUGUCUCUUUUGUGUUUUAUCGCGCUAAUUCACCACGAACUCAGAAUACAAGAAAAUCAUAGUCUGAUAUUAGACUCGUCAGAGUUCUUUAAGAAGAUGGAAUCAGAAAUCCUUCGGAAAGUUCAGCAAAACGAUAUGGGAUGGCGUAAUAAGGAUAAAGAACCGGGGAGUACAUCUCGAACAACUCAAGAUGGUAAGGAAGCUAACCCAAAACGACAAAAACGCUCUUCGCCUGGUAAUUCACAACAAAAUUCAACCAUAACAUAUUCCGAUGUACAAAUGCUGGUCAAACGAGAACUACGACUGCUUCAAAAACAAGUCUGUGCUAAAGAUCAUACACUUUGUCGCCCCGGACCCAAAGGAAGCCAAGGGAGGCGGGGGAAACCAGGGAAACCUGGGCCACAUGGACUCACUGGUAAACAUGGGCCAGUAGGAGCACAAGGAGCGAAAGGAAUGAAGGGGGACGUCGGAAAACCGGGAGACCUCGGACCUAAGGGACCGUCAGGCCCGCCCGGCGUGAAAGGUACCAAAGGUGAGCGGGGCCAGUCCCUCUCGGCGCCAUCUCUGCUGAAGCGUCCUGUAGGAAAGACAGUCAAUGAAACUCAGACAGCCACGUUGAAAUGUACAGUGAAUGGUAACCCAGAGCCAUCAGUCACGUGGUACAAGAUUAAUUCGUCUCUCCCUGUUGGACGUCACGUGGUAGAGUCCAGUGGUGCCCUAAUUGUGAAGGACGUGAAAGCUGAGGACGAUGGAGUAUACACCUGCAAAGCGCAAAGUCUGCUUGGACAAGUGAACGCCUCAGUUAAAUUAACAGUGCAGUUUGCACCUAAAAUCCCGGUGACAUCCAAAAAUGUAAUAGCUGAAGAAGAAACGAACGUCACCAUCCAAUGCACUACUAGUGGUCGGCCGCGUCCAAUUUUCAAGUGGUCCAAGUCAGUGGGUAGUUUGCCUAAAUACAGAAUUACAUUCAAGAACGGAACACUAAAAAUCUUCAAUUUGACAAGACAGGACGGUGGAACAUAUAUCUGUAAAGUAGCGAACAUUCUUGGAUCAGCAGCAGACACCGCUCAACUCACAGUAUUUUCUCCUCUGAGGUUCAAAGUUCGUCCUCCACCAGAACUAACUCCUAUUAUUAGAUCAAGUGUUCGUCUUCCUUGUAUGGCCGAGAGCGGCAUGAGACCUUUCAUCACUUGGACAAAGGAUGGCGAGUCCUUUCUACCUGCAGGGUCAAAUGUUCUACAGAAUGGAACACUGGUAAUAAACAGCAUCAAGAAAUCACACGAAGGAUCGUACACCUGUAGAGCAGCUAAUGCUCUGACGGCAAUAGAAACCAAAGUCAAAAUUAACAAUCCGCUGAACAUCACUUCGUGUUCUGCGAUAAGAAAAUACGUCAGCAAUACAAGUAGAGAUUACGUCAUUGAUACCGAUGGCGAGGGUCCUUUAGCACCAUUUACAGCAUACUGUGACAUGAGUGACAAGAAUGGAGUUGGCGUGACAGUCAUCAGUCACGACAGUGAAAGCAGAACACACGUGAAUGGACAUGAGCCCCAUGGUAGUUACUCACGUGACAUUCAUUACACAGGUGCGAGUUUUUCCCAGCUGGCGAGUCUCACCAGAGUCUCCUCACACUGUGAACAGUUUAUCAAGUACGAGUGUCAUGGUGCACUACUAUUAAAGGAAAGACAUUCGUGGUGGGUCUCACGUGAUUCUAGAAACAUGACUUACUGGGGCGGAGCAUCUCCUGACAGUGACAAGUGCGCAUGUGGAAUGACCAAAUCCUGUGCAGACCCCAGUAUUGGCUGUAACUGUGAUAUGAAUGACGAUGUCUGGCGUGAAGACAGCGGUCUCCUCACUGAAAAGAAAGAUCUUCCAGUGAAACAGUUGAGGUUUGGUGAUACUGGUUCUGACAGCCUUGAGGAAGGUUAUCACACCCUGGGAAAACUGAAAUGUUAUGGCACACCAUAAACUUUCCCUUUUCUACAAGAAGUUUAUUGUUGUCUAUAUGUAAAUUGUCAUCUAUAUGUACCGCUACAUCUAGACACAGCAUUUGACACGCUUAUUCAUGCAUUUAUCACUUAAAGCAGCCUUGACUAUUGCAAUAGCCUAUUCAGAUGGUUCGGCGAAGUGCGGCCAUACAUUCUCCAAACUGCAAGGUAACAUGAAUGCAUGUGCUCGCCAGGUUUAUUGUGUCCCGAAAUCAGGUCACAUCACACUUUGCUUCGCAAAUUGCACAAGCUAUCUGUUUGCUACCGCCUAGAAUAUAAGAUAAUGAUCAUUAUAUUUAAGAUAUUGCAUAUCAUGGCGCCUGAGUUUAGAGUAAUUUAAUAUCUAUAUUACCACCGUUCAUGUAUAAUCUAUGACGCCUUCACGUGUCUGGUAUGCUAUUGGCAUUCUAAAGGUGAUAACCAAGAAUACUUUGGGAGAUAGAUCAUUUAGUAGUGCUACCCCCUCGGCUUUGGAAUCGUCUUCCGAGUUGAAUUCUAUUAGUAUUUCUAGUUUGAAUACAAUUCAAAGAAAGAAUAGGAACUUUUCUUUCUAAAAAGGCAUUUAAUAAGUUAGUCCUGUUUUUAUAUUUUAGCAUGCAUCGUUUGAAGAACUGUUAUCUUAAAUAUUUGAAAUUGUAAUUUUCGAGCCUUCCUUGACUUUAUAAAAAUGCGAUUGAAUAUGCGGCGUGUAGAACUAGCGAAUAGGAAUUUUUAACGGAGUCGCCUGGCCCAAUUUCGAGGCUUUGAACAAUGGAAGGUGGGUUUUAGAACAACAUUUUGCAAUGGAUUUCGAUUCACUAGCUUACAUGUACCGUUACGACCAUAGUUAAAGCUAGGUGGUUAUUUCAGUUGCAGUUACAUGGUAAGGUUUGGGCACGAGAUUAGGGUUACACCAGAGAGGAUCUUUCAGAUUUCCUAGAUAUUACAGAAAUUGUCGUUUUAAAGGUAGUGGAAAUCAUAGGAGCUGAAUUUACUCCAAGUAGGGCGUUCACAUUCUCGACCGCCUGCAUCAAUUAAUCUGAUAACAUUCUGAGCUAAAGCGUUUAUUAGAGAGCAAGGUAUUGAUUUUGAUUUUAUCAGAGUUGAGAUUUCAAGUACAGUUGAAAUGGCGGCUUCUUUGAAUAGUCACAAAUGGACUCAAAUACCUCCAAUGUUAAUCGAGACAAAAAAGGUGCAAACGCGAAUACCAAUAAUGCAAAAAAACUCAUAUGCAAUACUUUCUAUCACUUAAGCCAGUGGUAGUUACAGUUUGAAACAACUUUAUAGAGUCCCUCCUCUUCGAUGAAGUCCGUUGCGUGAGUAAAAAAAAAAAGAAGGAAAUCAGUGAAUAAAAGUUGCUGUUAGCGCG
Messenger RNA from Stylophora pistillata, 3414 nucleotides. RefSeq lists its product as uncharacterized. The record is from RefSeq and is a predicted model, not a curated record. NCBI's taxonomy places the organism in Eukaryota, Metazoa, Cnidaria, Anthozoa, Scleractinia, Pocilloporidae.